Molecule: messenger RNA, 7663 nt
Organism: Haplochromis burtoni (Burton's mouthbrooder)
Lineage: Eukaryota; Metazoa; Chordata; Actinopteri; Cichliformes; Cichlidae
Gene: mgll
Product: monoglyceride lipase
Exons: 8
Coding region: 201-1121 (306 amino acids)
Cellular component (GO): membrane
Molecular function (GO): lipase activity
Source: RefSeq, a predicted model, not a curated record
UGUGUGAGUAUCGGCUCUCUGUGCGUAUGUAUGAGAGAGAGAGAGGGCGUGUGUGAAUACUUUAGGUUCUCCCUCAAACGCCGCCGAUUGCAUUCUUCUCUUGACGGGCGGCGAGGAGAGCGUCGAAGCGAGAGGCAAGGAGAGCAAGAGAGAUAUUAAGGCUGAAACUUCUCUGCAGACGCUCCUGAACAGACUCCUCCAUGCCCGAGCCGGGAGCUGCUCCGCGGCGAAGUCCGCAGGGAGUCCCCUACUCUGACCUGCCGCACAUCGUCAACGCAGACGGAUUGCACCUGUUCUGCCGCUACUGGGAACCCACCGGUCAGCCAAGGGCUCUGGUAUUUAUUGCCCAUGGAGCUGGGGAACAUUGUGGCCCAUAUGAUGAGAUGGCACAGAGACUGAAAGAACUCUCCUUGCUGGUAUUUGCACACGACCACGUUGGCCAUGGCCAGAGCGAAGGUGACAGGAUGAACAUUAAGGACUUUCAGAUUUAUAUCAGAGACUCCCUUCAGCACAUUGACCUGAUGAAGUCUCGCCACCCUGACCUACCUGUAUUUAUUGUAGGCCACUCCAUGGGUGGUGCUAUCUCAAUCCUGACAGCCUGUGAAAGACCUGGUGAUUUUGUUGGAGUGGUUCUGAUAGCUCCCCUGGUCCAGAUGAACCCGGAGUCAGCCACACCAUUCAAGGUUUUCAUGGCAAAACUGCUGAACCACAUGCUGCCCAGCCUCACUAUGGGCUCCAUCGAGUCCAAAUGGCUCUCACGGGACAAGAGGCAGGUGGAGGCAUAUGACGCUGAUGAGCUAAACUAUCACGGCGGGAUGCGAGUAUCAUUCGGCAUGCAGCUGAUGGCGGCAGUGGAGCGUAUGCAGAGGGAGAUCCCGUCCAUCAGCUGGCCCUUCCUGCUCCUUCACGGUGACGCCGACAAACUCUGUGACAUCAGAGGCUCCAGGAUGAUGUAUGACAAUUCACUGAGUACAGACAAGAAAAUCAAGAUCUACGAAGGAGGCUACCACGCUCUUCACCAUGACCUCCCUGAGGUGGCUGAGUCCGUGCUAAAGGAGCUGACCACCUGGAUCACAGAGCACAUCCCAGCUGCAACAUCGCAGGAAGCGCAAGGCUCCUAAAUGUAUGGCCUGCACACCUCUGUUGAAGCUCUGAGGAAACUGCCAAUCUCGUCAUAAAACGCCUGCUCACGUUCCUGUAGUGCGUCAGGCAUAAUAAUACUACUGCACUUUCCUGUCUGGGAGUUAUUUGGGCAUACUGAUGGACAUUAUAGUCUCUGUAUAACAGGUUUAUUAGCAAAUCCUCUGGGCUACUGUAAAAAAAAAAACACACACACACACUCUUCCUCCUAUCUGUACAUCAGGCCACUGAUAUAAAUUGGGCAAUAGGGUCAGUUCUUAUUGUAAAUACUCUGUAGCAAUGGUCAGCAUCAUGGCAAAAUUUCUGAUCAGGGAUGUGCCUCAUGUGUUUAUAUGCUUCACAUCAUCUCCACUGAACUGCUCGUGUGCAGCUUUUAGAGAGUAAAGACUGUCACAAACUUUACUCCCUAAAAGCAAGGGUUCGAAGUGCAAUAAUGGGUAUGGCCUUUCAUUUUCUCUUUUUAUAAACAGGCCAGAUCUUUUAAAUAUUAAUAACAGAGGCAGCAGAAUACAGAAGCAUUUCUUUCUGCCUCAACUACCAUUAACAGACUGGGUUAGAGGUCAGGAACAGAAGGAGGUUGGCACCUUUGGAGCUGUUGUCGGUUCAGGGAUGCAUGAAUACUUAAUAGAUAACUUAUCAUUUAGCGACACUGAAUAGCCAUCUUAAAGUCUCCUUAGUUUACUCCACCAUACUCUCUGACCUUAUCCCAUCUCCUCUUCCUCUCCUGCCUCCUCACUGACUGCGCUGUUUUGUAAUAUCACAUUUCUGAUAAAGGCAGCUUUUAUAGAGUUGAUCAGAAGCAUAUACUGAAAGCACUCUAUAUGUAAUAGUCUUCUCCUGACUUCCUCUUUGCUUGAUCUGAGGACAGAUGGUUAGCCUAAAGACAGAUGGUUGACAGUGAUACAUCAUAUGAGGAUAAGGUACUGUAGUCAGUCUAAAUCCAGAUGAUGAUCUAGCUUCAUAAAUUUUGUCCUAAUGACGAUAUAAGUACUUCUUAUCUGCCUAACUGAGUGACCGAUUAUUAAAAUAGUUUUCCACAUAGGUGCUAUAUAUGCGAUCCUAGUCAAGAGUGUAAGAUGGGGCUAAAUUAUUCAGAUGAAACUGCUUUGAAUCGCUCUGCAGGUGGGAGGUCAAAGGUGAAGUGUUCUCUGACCUUUAUGGCCGUAGUCGAGCUCACUGUCAGUUGUUCACUGAGGCCAAGCCUUGAUUGAUUAAGUUCAGGCUGCAAACUGGGGGGCCCAGCUAUAAAGUGAAAGGGGAACAUGACAUGACUUUAUUCCAGGAAGCAGCCAGUCUGGCUUCGUUUUUUUUUCAAUCUUGUUCUGUAAAACUAACCUUUGAUGUUCUUAAAGUAUAGGGACAUCAAAGGUGAGGACAAGGGGCCGUUCAAAGGGUUAGCAUUUAAAAUCAGCUCUUGCUCGAUGUGGGUUUUCAGCUGAACCACAGCAAUAAUGUCAAAGUAGCCUACAUUUGUGGUUUGUCAGUAAUUAUAAACUAGACAGACACGCUCUGAACUACCUAUUUGAUAGUGUCGUGUAGACUGUAAUUACUGGUCACAUACACUUAGCUUUUACCUGUUCGUCAAGCACAAUGAGGUUUCAGAUUAUUAAACGUGCACCGCUCACAACUUGGAAAGCAAUUAGGGUCUUUUGUGGUGCUUAAUUUUUGACACCAGACAUCCGUGAUACCGCUUUUAGUGACUCGUUCUGUGGUGAACACAUCCAGUAAGCAGUUCUUUGAUAGAGAUUCAACUGGCCAGCCUGUUUUCUUUUUUUUUCUUUUUUCGGUAUUACCCGGAGUUCAAAGAGACUCAUGCACAUAGUGAAGGGGGAAGCUUGCUGCUGUAACCACGGUGACCGUUACUCUUGUUUAGUCAUAGCAGCAGCAGUGUGGCAGAAGAGUCCUUUUUUUCUUUUUGACAUGUGUUGUCACCACGGUGACCACUAAAAGACUGACAGAAUGAGAGCAAUUUCUGGCCUCUCUGUCUUUAUGUCUCUUCCCUUCACCCCGCCUUGUCUCACCCAUACUAUUUUUUCUUUGUUUGUUUGUUUAUUUUUUAGCCACAGUAACCGGUGCUCUUUGUUCCAUCCAUCAUGCAAGCCUUUGUUCUACUACAUACUCAAACAUUGUGUACCCUCAGCCACCCACACUGUCCCUAGUGGCCAAUUAUCAGAGCUGCAACAGGUUAUAUUGUAAAGUGUUCAGAUACUAUUUUUAUUCUUUUUUUCUGAUUCUUGGACCAUAUGGCUGAGACCAAGGGUGCUAGAUGUAGGUGGGAGGAAGGGGCCAUUAAAUCUUUUUUCUUUCUUCAGCUUCUUCUUUAGGUGAGCUGGUGUGCUUUAAAUCAGAAAAUGGGUUUCUGCAACAUUAACCAACAAGAAAGACUUUUACAUCGCAGCAAAACAAUCAGAAGGAGCAAUUUAAAAUGUCAUAUUAAAGACAUUUUAGUCUGACGUUGUUUUGCUCCCAGUAUGAAAAGAUUACAUAAAAUGACUGAUGAUGAGGGAAAAGGCUCUAUUAUCAGGACUGGCUUAGGCAGUAGACCAUGUGGUUUUUUUUGGGAGGGGGUUGUGGGAAGGAGAGGUUAUCAUAAGGUCAGUAGUUUGACUUCCAGGUCUGAUAUCUUUAAGAGCUUUUUGCCCACCUGCUUUGAAAUAAGUCAAGCGUGACACAUACUUUAACUUUAAAUGUGACCUGAAGUCGCUUACUUACAAACGUUGAUGUGGCUUCUUCUUCUAUUAACAUCUUUCCUGGUGUUUUCAGACUGAACUGCGUCAGCUGUAUUAUCGAGUUGCAUUAGAAAAUAAAAUAAUUAAUCGUUAUCGGCAGAGUGCUUUCCAUAAUGUGAAAAAAAUAGCAUUGAAUACAAAAUACAACAUGAGACAUGAAAGCAAACAAAUCAGUGUAGAAGAGGGAAUAAAUAGAAGGAACUUCAGGAUGUAAGUGCAUCCUCUUCUCUAUUUUUACAGACGUCAAAAAAUACUUUGCCAGAACAAAUAUUGGAUUACUUUGCAGCGGGUGCAGACAUAGAUGGAGAUGUAAAUGUAUUCAUCAGUCCCGAUGGGAGUCAGACCCUUAACCUCAACUGAACUGCAGGGGUUUUUAUCACCAGCCCUUCAAACACAAUCUGCUCCUGAUUAGGCUGCAGCAGGAACAGCGCACACAAGUGUCGCGCGGUCCCAGUUUUAUUCAAACUCAUAAUAGCACCCCUGCUGCAACGCAUCAGCGCGAUUGUUUCAGCCUCACAGGAUCCUGCGUAAUUUCAAAAAGCUGUACCUGUCAGACUACAUGAGUGCAUAAUACUGCUGUCGCUGGCUACGGGGGUGGAGAGAGAUGGAGAUAUGGUGAGAGGGGAAGAGAAAGAAAAAGGAGAGGAGAGAAGCUGUCAGUAACCAUGGCAGCACUGUUUUUUUGUUUUUUUCAGAGUAAAAAUGUGGAUUCAUUAAUGCUACAGGAAGUGUGCCAGACGUUUGUGUGCUUUCAGGGCCGGUUGUCCAUUUGCUGCUCUGAGGAUUCCCUUUUGUGUGAGCACUGAGAUAAGAGAGCAAAUAAUUAGCAUCAUCAGCUCACAGUGAUAAGAGCUGCGCACACUCAGUGAAUUUGGAAAAAAAAAGACUGUCUAGUCUGCUGUUUGGUCCAAAAACAUACUAUUCCCAUUGAAUGAUUUCGAAGACAUAACAAGGCCUUUUAUCACAUAGGUUUGUGCAUUUUCCCUAUGGAAGCAAAACCUUUUCACUGGAUUUUAGUCCUUUCUUAAUAAAGUGUAGUCCCCUUAUAUUGUCUUUACAUCUUGUGAAGGCUUGUAAGCCAUCACAUGCUCCCUUUUCCCUGAUAUGUAUCCUUACAAGCAUGGAGUGAGAGAAGGAAUGCCAUAAAUGUGCACAUAUAUUACUCUAUUAAUAAAUGAUAAUCCACUUGACUGUUAAGGUUCUUCAGUUUUUAGGCUUAGGAAGUUGAAAUUAAAGUAGAGAAAAGAAUGAGGGCAGGAAACCACUCAAUCUAAUUUGGCUGCAGCUUUCAUAAAGAAAUGUGUCACAGCUGGCCUACAGGGUGAUGUAAUUAGGCCACUUCAGUUUAAUGUUUGUCAUUUUUUUAUUUCGACUGUAUGACUGUUUCUAAGAGAAGAGCUGUUUUAUGCUAAUAAGCCUGAGGUGCAAAGGCCAGUCUUUAUGUAGUUUUAUAAGAUUAAAGUGCACUUGAAAGAUUCAGUUCGCAUGAAUGGGCCUCUGGAGUGAAUGCUGAAGAAAGCAGCAAGAAUUGAAGGGGUCGUCUUCCAAAGUGAAUGUAAAUCCAGGAAAACGGUUUUAUCUUAUUGUCGUAAUCAUGUGUGUAGAAACAAAAACAGAUGCUCCAGGUUGUUAACACGUAAACCUUUAAAUGUUUGAAUCGUCAUAACUGUGUUUUGGAGCAACGCCCCAGCUCAAAUCUUGCUGUUCUAACCGACAGUUUUGACAAACUUGAUUUGUUUCCAGCCGUCACGCUGCUUGGUUGCUGAACACAAUUGUAAUACUCUGUACAUAGAAAUGCUAAUGAAGAAAUGAAGACUACAUUGUAUUUUACAUAUCUUUUAUUUAUCUUGUAUUUAUAGAAAUUCAUUUAAUGUAUAGGCAUCAAAGUACUGAUAACACAUCACGACAAGGCACUUUUUUUAUACCACAAUCCAAUCGCUCAUUGAGUUUCCCAUCUAUUCAAGACUUCAUAACACUUUUGUUGUUAUGGAAACUGGUUGACGGUUGUAUGUUUGUACAGUUAAGCAACCCAGAAAAUGUAUGGCAGUGUUUCUGAAAAGACACUGUCUACUGAAGUUCAUGUCUUGAAAAACGUCACACACUGUCUUUGUCAAAGAUUUUUGUUUAAACUUCCAGAUUUUAAUUUGACUUUUCUUUUUUGCUCUUUUUAAAAUAUAUAUAUAUAUAUUUUUAAAAAAUGAUUAACAACCAAAGGGUGUUACUGCUAAAGGUUUGUUGCCUUGUACUUCUUUAUCAAAUUAGAUUUUCAGGAAGUUGUUUUCUCAUUUUGAUCUUUAUCUAAGGUGAAAUAAACAUGAGUGCAAAACAUUUACGUAACACCUGCAAUUUAUACACCACGCAAACUACUGAAAGAAAAAAACAAACAGUUAUCAGGUUUUCCAGCAGAUAAAAAAGCAACUCUAAUCAAUUUGGGGAAAUUUUUAAUUUCAUAUAAUUGAAGAGAUUUUUGUGACAAUAACUUUUGUACAUUUAUUUUUGAAUUGUAUUCUGGUUGUUGUCUGUGCCUUAUUAUGCUAAUGAAUGUGGUUUUAUGCUCACUUGUGAGUCUGUGAGUGUUUUCUGCACUUGAAGCAUCUGUUUCUCUGUUUACUCUUUUCUGAGUGCGUGUGUGUGAGUGUGUGUGGUCACGUCUGUUUCCAUUCCUGGUUGAGUAAUUGUGUCUUUCUGCUUAUCGUCUUCCUGUCUGUCUGUUUUCACUGAUGUCUGUCUAAAUUUCUGUCUUUAUCGUAGGUCUAAGCAGGUUGGGGUUUAAAACUGUUUCCGAGUCUUUCAGUACAGGCUCAGCUACAGCACAUAAAUACCUCCCAGAUUCUUUAAAGACCUGUUUUGUCUAAGCCAUUUAGAGAAAUGCAAUAUUUAACACAAAAAUUGAUGCAUUUGGCUUGCUAAUAUGGCAACAGUGUUGCUGGGUUGUCUUAAAGUUAUUUCUUUUUCCCAGUGGGACUCAACAGAAAAAACAGGAAGUUCAAUCAAUCACAUAAUAAUAAUAACAAUAAUAAUGAUACAAGGGUUUGUAAAACAACAGAAAUAACAUGCAGAUUUUUCCAUUCUGACCGCUGUGUAUUGAACGCCUACAUUAUUUAAGUGCUGUGAGGUUAAAAUUAUAACUCUAGAAAGUCUCACAGUUAUGUCGUCUGUCUUAGAGAGUCCAACAUUUACUUUAAUCUGUGUUUGUGUCAGUAUUUCAUUUUGAUUUUUAAGGGUGGCACGGUAGCCUUCUUGGUAGGAAAAGCUCUACAUCUUGAUAAGCUGAGGAAUUUUGGCACUGCGGACAAAAUUGUAAACACAAACCCUAACGUCAUCUUGGUAAUCGUGCAUUUGCAAUGUCAAAUCAAUCAAAUGGUUAGUGUUUAGAGACCAUACACCACAACCUACAAAAAAAAAGGAUUUGUUAUGUUUUUUUAUGACAAAACUUUAUUGAGUCUUCCUUAUUAAAUUUUUUUUCUCAGUUUAUGUAGUACUGGAUGUACUUUAUGUUAACAGUGUUGAUGUGAAAAAUAUGCCAGUUUUUAAACAUUUUCUACACCUCUAAAGACCGUAGUGCACACUUUCAUUUAAUAUCGUCCUAUACUUCUCAUACUUCGCACUGAUGCAUUAUAGUCACAUCAUAGGUUGAAUGUCAGCAUUUGACAUUUUACUUCAAAUCUGGCACAAAAUUGUAUAUAAUAUAUAAUAAUGGAAAUACUUCUGAAUGGCUGAAUGGCAACUUAUUUGUUACUAGACUGUUGAUAAUGUCCAUACUCUCUUACAGAAUAAAUGACUGUUUAACUGAA